This is a messenger RNA of Caretta caretta (loggerhead turtle), 2908 nucleotides long. RefSeq names its product phenylalanyl-tRNA synthetase subunit beta (gene FARSB). Gene Ontology annotation, cellular component: cytoplasm; phenylalanine-tRNA ligase complex. Gene Ontology annotation, molecular function: phenylalanine-tRNA ligase activity; ATP binding; RNA binding. NCBI's taxonomy places the organism in Eukaryota, Metazoa, Chordata, Testudines, Cheloniidae. Gene Ontology annotation, biological process: phenylalanyl-tRNA aminoacylation. The record is from RefSeq and is a predicted model, not a curated record.
GGUGUGUUUGCACAGCCAUAAGGGCUAAAAACGCUUUUAAUUAAAGCUUGGUUUCUUCAGAGGUUCCUAGCGUUUGCUUGCUUACCGUGGCUUGGUGGAUUUUUCAGGUUCUGUGUGCACAUACAUGUUAUUUGAGUCUCGCUUACUGAUAAAAUAUAGGUAUACAUUUAAAAUUACAAUCUAAUUUUAAAACAGCGUAUUGGGGAAAGCAGUUUUUAAUUUGCUUGGCUUCUGAACCCUGAGUUCUGGAUUCUGUUUUUCAUUGUAAUAGUUCAUGGAUUCAGAAAUACAUUUUUAAAAAAUUAGGGAAGAGAGGUAGGCCUGAUAGGUAAGAUAGUUUAGGCAAAUUACCUUUUCCCGCAGCCCUUCCUUUUUCCUAAUUUCUCUGGCAGACUGGACCUCGCCAUAAGUCAUAGGCUGAUGAAGAAUUUGAUGAACUUUGCUUUGAGUUUGGUCUGGAGCUUGAUGAAAUUAAUAGACUUCAGACAUUACUGACGGGAUACUGAUUUACAGCCAAAAUGGAAGAAAUAAUUAGGUCCAGUUGUGUACUGGGAUCUACUAGUCUAGCCACUUAUGCCUGGGCUAGUCUUUGUUUCCAAUAAUUCAGUUCCAAUAAUAAACAAAUAUUCCUUUGCGUUAUUGUAUUAAGACUUCUGAAUCUGAGAGACGUCUGAGAAGGACAUAAUAAGCAAAGAACAAGGUGAUGGAAAGGCGGAGGGUGCAUCAGAUAUCAUUCUCUAUAAAAUCGAUGUUCCUGCUAACCGAUAUGAUCUUCUUUGUCUGGAAGGAUUGGUCCGAGGGCUUCAGGUCUUUAAAGAAAGGAUAAAGGCCCCUAGAUACAAAAGGAUUAUGCCAGUGAAUGUUGACGUUCAAAGGCUGAUUAUUACUGAAGAGACUGCUCAAGUUCGUCCUCAUGCUGUAGCUGCAGUCCUUCGUAACAUAACUUUUUCCAAGGAUCGCUAUGAUAGUUUCAUUGACUUGCAAGAAAAACUACAUCAGAACAUCUGCAGGAAAAGAGCGUUAGUAGCGAUUGGUACCCAUGACCUGGACACCAUCUCUGGUCCAUUUACUUAUACAGCUAGACCUCCUUCAGAAAUUAGGUUCAAGCCCCUGAAUCAGUCCAAGGAGUAUACUGCUUCUGAAAUUAUGGAUCUAUAUAGGACUGACAGCCAACUUAAGCAUUAUUUACACAUAAUUGAAAACAAACCACUCUAUCCAGUUAUCUAUGAUAGCAACAGUGUCGUUCUUUCCAUGCCACCAAUUAUCAAUGGAGACCAUACAAAAAUAAGCCUAAAUACCAGAAAUGUGUUUGUUGAAUGCACAGCCACUGAUAUUACAAAGAAAACGCACAGUCCUAGAGUUUAUAAACUCUUACUUGCUUUAACUUCAGUGGGACUGUUCAUUAGUGCAAAAAUUGUCCUCGAUAUCUUAGUCACGAUGUUUAGUGAAUAUUGUGAGAAGCAAUUCACUGUUGAAGCAGCAGAAGUAACUUAUCUUAAUGGAAAAACCUGCAUCUAUCCAGAACUGGCUUACAGAAGAGAAAAAGUGAAACCUGAUUUAAUUAACAAGAAAAUUGGAAUCAGUGAAACACCAUCAAGUCUUGCAAAGCUGCUGACCAGGAUGUGUUUGAAGUCACAUGUCACAGGGAAUGGGAACAAUAUAGAAAUUGAAAUCCCUCCUACCAGAGCGGACAUUAUCCAUGCAUGUGAUAUCAUAGAAGAUGCAGCAAUAGCUUAUGGUUAUAACAACAUUCAGAUGACUAUUCCAAAAACAUACACCAUAGCCAAUCAAUUUCCUCUCAAUAAGCUCACAGAACUUCUGAGACAGGACUUGGCAGCUGCUGGAUUCACUGAAGCGCUCACUUUUGCACUGUGUUCCCAAGAAGAUAUUGCUGAUAAACUUGGUGUGGACAUCUCUUCAACAAAAGCAGUACACGUAGCUAAUCCCAAAACAGCAGAAUUUCAGGUGGCACGCACCAGCCUCUUGCCUGGCCUCCUGAAGACUAUUGCUGCUAAUAGAAAGAUGCCUUUGCCUCUGAAACUUUUUGAAAUCUCUGACAUUGUCUUAAAAGAUUCCACCAAAGAUGUAGGUGCAAGGAACCAGAGGAAUCUCUGUGCCAUUUACUACAACAAGAACCCCGGGUUUGAGGUCAUCCAUGGGUUGCUGGAUAGAGUCAUGCAGCUGCUGGCUGUGCCACCAAGCAAAGAGAGUGGAUAUCUAAUCAAGGCAGCUGAAGACUCUGCUUUCUUCCCUGGCCGUUGUGCUGAAAUCCUUGCCAAAGGUCAAAGUAUUGGGAAGCUUGGAGUCCUUCACCCUGAUGUUAUCACCAAAUUUGAGCUCGCCAUGCCAUGCUCUGCCCUAGAGAUCAAUAUUGAGCCCUUCUUGUGAAGACAAGACUGUUAUAUCACCUCCAAAUAUCCACUUCACAUGCAACCAUGCCCUUUAGUCUCUCUCUGCAGAGAACAUCCACUUACACUUCAAUGUGCUAAUAAACUAGAAAAAUACGGUCUGGCUCCAUGCGUAAAUAUGUUCCUUAUAUUACAAUUAGGCUAGCAUCUGCGAUGUAAGAAUGUGGUAUCUAGGGCUAGAAUGUGGCAUCCAUGUGUUUACUCCCCCCACCCCCCAAAAAAGUUGGGUAAAAUCCCAAGGUCUUACAAGAGAAAUGUAAUGGCAAAGCACGUGAUUAGUUUUCAAAAUCAAAAAUGUUCCACCGACAAAGCUUCACACUGUAACUGAUUAGGGCUGCAUAACAGGAAUCUCAUUCUUUUCUUAUUGCAUGAAAUAAGAUAAUUGAUUAGCACAAAUGUUGAACGAAUGUGAGCAGAACUAAGGAAUUGAGCUUUUAUUCUGUACGGUUGUCAUUUGCUCAUCAGUGGUUGGGGGAGGAAAAUAAACUUUUUCAUGAAAA